CCCAACGCCACUGCAAGCCUCCCUGUGCCUGUCACAGGUUCCUUUCAGAUUGCCGUUUGAGGUACAUUUCGAGAUGGCCCUAAGAGGUGUGUGGCAGUUAAACAAGCUGAUUGUGAGCUAUUGUGACUGGGGUGGAAGUAGUAGAGGCCUCAGGGCAUUCAUGGAAUCUCAUUUGCCAGCAUUUAAAGAGAUUAAUCCCCAGCUGGAGGUGGUAACUGAGCUUUAUCGUGGUCAGCAUCCAUAUUUGAAGGGACUAUACUGUAACAAGAAUGAGAGGGUUGUAUCAGUUAAAAACAUGACACCAGAGGAUAUACUUCUCUGUGCAACCAGGCUAAGAAAUUCACUUGGAAGAAAGGUGGUCAAGUUGAAGACAAGACACGUUACCAAGCACCCCAGUGUUCAAGGUACAUGGACAACAGACUUGAAGAUAUGAGCCAAAAGAAGUUCACUGGUUGGUUCCAAGCAACUAAAUUUAAUACUAUAAUUCUUGAGAGAUUAGUUAUGUAACCAGCUGGUGCUUUAGUUCACGGUCGCUGCUUGAAACAUUUGGACUAGUUAUAAUGGUGGCAGUACAGUGUAGUUUAUGAGCUUUUCAGACGUUCUCUUGAAUUCUAGACUAGUUUUAUUUUUCUUGCUUCUACGUCACAAAUUGCCACUGUUACAGGCUGAGUUGUUGCAGGUAAGAAACUUCCCCUGGGCAAAAUGCUUUUUAGGUAGAGUUGUAAUCGCAACUUUGUUAUUCAGUCAUGAAAUGAGAGGUAGAUUAUUAAUGAAAAAAAAUUAACAAA
This is a messenger RNA of Coffea eugenioides, 788 nucleotides long. Its product is annotated as 54S ribosomal protein L51, mitochondrial-like. The record is from RefSeq and is a predicted model, not a curated record. NCBI's taxonomy places the organism in Eukaryota, Viridiplantae, Streptophyta, Magnoliopsida, Gentianales, Rubiaceae. Gene Ontology annotation, biological process: mitochondrial translation. Gene Ontology annotation, cellular component: mitochondrial large ribosomal subunit. The coding region runs from base 74 to 433 and encodes 119 amino acids. The transcript is spliced from 4 exons. Gene Ontology annotation, molecular function: structural constituent of ribosome.